Molecule: messenger RNA, 1519 nt
Organism: Dermochelys coriacea (leatherback sea turtle)
Lineage: Eukaryota; Metazoa; Chordata; Testudines; Dermochelyidae
Gene: GID4
Product: GID complex subunit 4 homolog
Biological process (GO): protein catabolic process in the vacuole; proteasome-mediated ubiquitin-dependent protein catabolic process; negative regulation of gluconeogenesis
Cellular component (GO): extrinsic component of membrane; GID complex
Source: RefSeq, a predicted model, not a curated record
AUGGGGCCCCGCCCCCCGCCGCGCCCCGGGGCCAAUCAGAAUGUGCGGAGGCGCCGCUGGGAGGCCCGGAGGCAGGCGGGCGGGGUAGCCGGCGAGUUCCCGGGUCGCUGCUGCCCUGGGGGAGCCCGGGGCCGCGGGGCCGCCGCCACUGGUGCCGCGCCCCUCAACACGGCGCAGCCCGGGGUCGCCACCUCCCUGCUCCAGCGGGUGCCAAGUUCGCGGCCAGCAGCGCAAAGGGCAACGUACGAGGUGGAGGUGGUGAUGCAGCACGUAGAUAUGGAAAACUCCUAUCUUUGUGGAUACUUGAAGAUUAAAGGCCUUACAGAGGAAUAACCCGACCUUACCACUUUCUUUGAGGGGGAUAUCAGUAAAAAGCACCCCUUCUUAACGCGGAAAUGGGAUGCAGAUGAAGACGUCGAUCGUAAACACUGGGGAAAAUUCCAGGCCUUUUACCAAUAUGCGAAAACAUUUAACUCGGAUGAUUUUGAUUACGAGGAUUUGAAGAAUGGGGACUAUGUCUUCAUGAGGUGGAAGGAGCAGUUCCUAGUCCCAGAUCACACGAUCAAAGACAUCAGUGGUGCUUCCUUUGCUGGGUUUUAUUACAUCAGCUUCCAGAAGUCUGCAGCAUCUAUAGAGGGCUAUUACUACCACAGGAGUUCAGAAUGGUAUCAGUCUCUGAAUCUAACUCAUGUCCCUGAGCACAGUGCACCCAUUUAUGAGUUCCGAUGACAGGUGGACAGAAUGAUACCAAGUGAAAACAACACGGGCAGGAGAGAGCGUGAUCUGCCACAAGAGAUGUGUCCCUGUCGCAGUGGGGGCGACACGCGCUUCUCUUGUGCCCAACGGACUUGUGAAAGAAAGCAUGAAUGUCAGCCCAUCCGAGGAGCAUGGCUGCAGGAGCUGGAGUCUCCCUCCUGCCAAGUGGCAAUUUGAUCUUUAAUCUGAUUUUAAAGCUACCUUUAAAUGCACUUUCUUUUUGCACAGCUAGUUUCUUUAUCACUGAAAUUCCUCCUGACCCCCUUCUGGAAGUUUGGUCCUAGCUGGAAUCAAGACCUUUUCAUCUGAGUAAUAAGAAAACAUAAGCUCAGCACUUUUGGUUUCGUGUUACGUCCUAGUAUGGAUUGAAAUAUAAAGAACUGUGGCCGUUCACAUUUGUCGCUCUGCCACUUCCAGAACCUGGGCGUGUCGAUGCAUUAGUAAGGUUUUGCCUAGCGGAGAGAACUGCUGAUCUGGAGAGUCGUCUACAGAAGCAUUUGGCUGAAACAGACAAGUCUUGAAGACCUAAUGAAUCUCCAGCUCGUACUGGCUAAUGAGGUUAGCCGGAGCUGCAGAUCUCUCAGGAACACUAGCCACUCCUGAGCUGCAAGCUGUUCCUUUGUCUCGAUAUGCCAUGGGGAAUAGAUUAAAUGUAAAGACUUCCAGGCCCUCAGUAGAAGUGGAUCUGAGCUCUGCUUACUAAGUGUAUAUUUGCUCUUUACUUAAGGGUAAAAAAAUAAAAAAGACUUUUAAUAAAAAAAAA